AUGCCCACAAGAAUAGUCUUGCGAGAACCCACCGCUGCUCCUUCACGGCUCGGCUUGCCCGCAUCGACACCCGAAGAAGAAGUGAUUCGAUCGGGCGACAAUAGUUUGUUCACACCACCACGAUCCGGUCCUCCGACUCGAGUCACCAGCAGUCAGCGAAAGGUGGUCGGAUUCCGAUCCAGUAUUCUCCGAGAUUUCUCGUCUCAUCACGGCGACGACGAUUACUUUGAAGAUUUUAUACGACAAGAUGAAGCUGCGGAAAAGCGACGCUUGCAGCUCCAUUUGUCGGGAGAAGAUAUUCGAGCGAGUCCUAGAUUGUUGGGAUACUUGUUUGGGGCGAUUGCGUCCUUGGUCAUGCUGACCAGUGUGGUCCAGUUCUACACACGAGAAGAAAAGACGUUCCUCGAAGUCGUCAAACUCAGGAAUGAAACGCGGUCGUCUGCCCACAAAUUCUUUCAAACUAUCAACGGACCCGUAUACAUCUGGAAACUAUGGGCAUGUAUUGGUGUCGCAUCCGCCGGAGUACUCAUGUUUGUACUCAUUCUACUCAUGCAUUUUGAUACCAUUUGUUUUCCCAAAGUAUGGUUUCAAGUAUUUCGUGAUGGAUCGCUCGCUGAACGCAAUAUACUCUUUGCCAUGCUCCUAUUCUGGUGUGGAGCACUCCACAUUAAUACCGCCAGUUUGAGCGUCGGAGAAGUCCAAGCCAAUGUUUUUUUCACCACCUGGAUUGUCUUUGUCUGUACGGUACUCAAUAUGGGAGUCUGGAGACAAUCGGCCAACUUGCCACGGUUGACCGUCAAAGUAUUGACGCAUCAUCGCGAAACAACCUACAAUUGGACAUGGACGUUGGUAUUUGUACUACUCACGGCAGGUGCCGGGACGGACUUGUAUUUGCAUCGACAAGAUGUGCAACUGCGGUACGAAGGACAACGUCUCGUGUUGGAUGAAUGGCAAUGGACACGCGUCUUGGUCAUGCUAUGGUCCGAAGUAUUCUUGUGUCUCUUGGCCAUUUUCUUCAAUCACGUCUGGUCGACAGCACUCAAAUUCAAUUUCCCAGGGGGUUGUCGAUUUGUGCUCAAUUGGAGAUCUCUCGAGGGACUCUUGAUUUUGGGCGACGUGGGAUUUAAGUUUUGGAUGAUUUUGACCGCCACAGGUGCCGAUGGUGUCAUUACCGGACUCAACAAUGUCUAUUUUGGCGUCUUUGGAAGCUUUUUCAAUAUUGUCUUUACAUUUGGGACCUGGUUGCGAGAAAACAAAGACAUCGACUACAUUAUAUGA
Seminavis robusta is the source of this 1278-nucleotide messenger RNA. Lineage: Eukaryota; Bacillariophyta; Bacillariophyceae; Naviculales; Naviculaceae. The record is from the annotation of a GenBank genome assembly.